Molecule: messenger RNA, 868 nt
Organism: Sorghum bicolor (sorghum)
Lineage: Eukaryota; Viridiplantae; Streptophyta; Magnoliopsida; Poales; Poaceae
Product: alpha-amylase/trypsin inhibitor
Exons: 1
Coding region: 198-629 (143 amino acids)
Molecular function (GO): serine-type endopeptidase inhibitor activity
Source: RefSeq, a predicted model, not a curated record
UGCAACUCCCGGCAAGUCUUUCAUACGGAGUACGUACACAACAUCAGUACAGUAGAGGUGCCUAUAUGGCUAUAUAUACGUAUAGUCCACCACUGUAAAGGCUUGUACAUACGGAGUACACAACAUCCAGGAAGCAAAGGCUAGACCAAGAACAAAUCCAGUAGCAGCUAGCGGUGUAGACAGAAGAGACGCCAAGAAUGGCUUGUUUCACCAACCAUCUCGUCCUCGUCCUCUCGUCGUCCGCCGCCGUCCUUCUCGCCGUCGUCCUCGGCACCGCGGCCAGCGGCGCCCCGCCGAGCUACUGCGCGGUGGGGAAGGCCAUCCCGCACAGCCCGCUCUCCGGCUGCGCCUGGUACGUGGCGACCCGGAGCUGCGACAUGGCGGUGUCCAUGCUCCCCGUGCUCAAGGAGACUUGCUGCGGCCAGCUGGAGCACAUCCCGGCGGAGUGCCGGUGCCGGGCGCUGCGGGUGAUGAUGGAGGCGCCGCUCGUCGUGGGCGCGGACACGGGCGCCCAGCGGAGGUGCCGCGCCGCGCAGCCCCGCUUCGCCCCCGCCGUGGUCGCCGCCGGCGAGUGCGGACUGCGAACCGUCCACGGCUGGCCCUUCUGCAACGCGCUCGACGCCGAGUGAUGGUUGGUGACUGGUGAUGCAGAUGAUCCACCGUACUACGUACGCCGAGGCGAAUAAGAGAAGAGAGGGGCAUAUAUAUGCUCUGAAAUGCAUGUUCGUUCAUAUCUAGACGGAAUUGAACAUGUAUGCAUGCAUUCCUUGUUUUGUAGUGAUUUUUGUUGGAACUGAUGAAUCCUGCUGAGCGUCUUCGCUGUUAUCUAUUUACUGUUGUUCUGAUGGAAACGUGAUCACAGAUCCAC